This is a messenger RNA of Helianthus annuus (common sunflower), 3202 nucleotides long. RefSeq names its product chloride channel protein CLC-f. Gene Ontology annotation, molecular function: voltage-gated chloride channel activity. NCBI's taxonomy places the organism in Eukaryota, Viridiplantae, Streptophyta, Magnoliopsida, Asterales, Asteraceae. The record is from RefSeq and is a predicted model, not a curated record. Gene Ontology annotation, cellular component: Golgi apparatus; chloroplast; membrane. The transcript has 9 exons. Bases 553 to 2823 code for a protein of 756 amino acids. Gene Ontology annotation, biological process: chloride transport; transmembrane transport.
UGAUUACUUCAGAAAUCAUUAUUAAGCAACACCCACCUUUUCAUCACCGUCAAUCUCACUCCAUUCUGGCAUUCUCCAUUCACCUUCCACUACUACAGUCAUCCUUGUUUAACCACAAAUUCAAUCACAAUUCCACUUCUAUUUUCACACAAUCCAUCUCAUCAACAACAUCCAGAUCUCAAUUUGCUCAAUUCUAACAACCAUUUAUGAGAUAAUGAUCCGUACAUUUGUGUGUGUGUAAGUUAGGGUUUGAAACUUGAAAGUAUAAGAUCCAAAUCUCGAUUUGAUCAAUCAGAAGCUGAUAACGAAGCAGUUGUACAAGUUAGGGUUUGAAACUUGAAAGUAUAAGAUCCAAAUCUCUCGAUUUGAUCAAUCUGAAGCUGUUUACGAAGCAGUUAUGAGAGAAUGAUUCGUACAUUAGUGUGUGGUGCAAGAUAGGGUUUGAAACUUGAAAGUAUGUAUGUCUGGAGAAUCGAUCUGAAAGCAAUUAUGGGAGAAUGAUUCGUACAUCGUGUCGUGGUGUGUACAAGUUAGGGUUUGAAACUUGAAAGUAUGUCUGGAGGUGAUCAUAAUGAUAGGGAUGAAUUAUUGCCGUCGAAUUCAUCGUCUUCAGAUAGAGAUUUAGAAGGUCAGAUUCCAGUCAUUUUGUCUCCGAGAACAUCUGGAAGAAGUGGUAAGAGUAUUAAGCAUAUAUGGAGUAGACUAGAUCGAGCGUUUUCUGGUCGACGGCUUAGUAUUAAACGCCGGUCGCCUAGUACAAGGUGGUCGGAUAGGGAUAGGGACCGUGUGUCGCCGAGAAGAGGUGGAGCGAUUGGUGGUGAUGAUGAGAUUUUAGGUGAUGGUGCUCCACCUGAAUGGGCGUUGUUGCUUGUUGGAUGUCUGUUAGGGCUUGCUACUGGUCUAUGUGUCGCUGCGUUUAACCGUGGGGUGCAUGUAAUACACGGAUGGGCGUGGGCCGGGACUCCAAACGAGGGUGCUGCAUGGCUACGGUUACAGCAGCUGUCGGACACCUGGCAUCGGAUUCUUCUGAUUCCGGUCACCGGAGGAGUAAUCGUUGGAAUGCUGCACGGUUUGCUUGAAAUCUUAGAUCAAAUAAAGCAGGCAACUCCUGGAAAUGGGUCAAGCUUCCUUUCUGUAUUCUUUCCAACAGUGAAGGCUAUUCAAGCUGCGGUAACUUUAGGCACAGGCUGUUCAUUGGGUCCUGAAGGCCCAAGUGUAGAUAUUGGAAAAUCGUGUGCAAAUGGGUGCUCGUUAAUGAUGGAAAAUAAUAAAGAGCGCAGGAUAGCUCUUGUUGCAGCUGGUGCUGCUGCUGGCAUAGCUUCAGGUUUCAAUGCAGCAGUUGCUGGUUCAUUCUUUGCCAUUGAAAAUGUUUUAAGACCUCUGCGUGCUGAAAAUUCACCUCCGUUUACAACCGCAAUGAUAAUAUUAGCAUCGGUUAUCUCUUCAACAGUCUCAAAUGCUGUACUUCGGGAAAAACAGGCGUUCACAGUGCCCAGUUAUGAUUUGAAAUCUGCUGCUGAACUACCUCUAUACCUGAUACUGGGCAUGUUGUGUGGGGUGGUUAGCGUAUUAUUCACCCGUUUGGUAACAUGGUUCAAUAACGCAUUCGAAUACAUCAAAGAACGGUUUAAUCUUCCUGGUGUUGUGACACCGGCUCUAGGUGGUUUAGGAGCCGGAAUAAUAGCACUUAAGUACCCCGGGGUUCUAUACUGGGGAUUCACCAACGUUGAUGAAAUUUUACAUACCGGAAAGAUAGCUUCAGCACCUGGAAUCUGGCUUUUGGCUCAAUUAGCUAUAGCUAAAGUCGUAGCCACGGCUCUAUGUAAAGGGUCUGGGCUCGUUGGUGGGUUGUAUGCACCAAGUUUGAUGAUUGGUGCUGCGGUGGGUGCGGUUUUUGGUGGCUCCGCUGGUCAGUUGAUUAACUCGGCUAUUCCCGGGAACAAUGCUAUUGCUGAGCCACAGGCGUAUGCGUUAGUUGGAAUGGCUGCAACCUUGGCUUCAGUUUGUUCAGUUCCGUUGACUUCGGUUUUACUUUUGUUUGAGUUGACAAAGGAUUAUAGAAUCUUGCUUCCACUUAUGGGGGCUGUUGGGUUAGCAAUAUGGGUACCAUCUGUAGCAAACCAGUCAAAGGAGAGUGAGGGAUCUGAUACAAGAAAAGGCUAUUCUGUGCUUUCACCUGUUGACAAAUUUGAAAAUUGGAGACAAACAGGUGAUCUUGAUGAUCUCGAACUUUGUAUCAUGGGACCCAAUGAUAACCAUGAAACAAUUGAUGAAGAUAUUAUUCUGGAAGAUUUGAAGGUGUCACAGGCCAUGUCAACCAUCUACCUUAGCGUGGGAUUAUCCUCAACUAUUAAGGAGGCUAUACAAUGUAUGGAUAAUGGUCAACAAACAUGUGUGCUUGUUAUUGACCCUGAAGAACAUUUAGACGGAAUUUUGACUUACGGUGACAUUAAACAUGGCAUGUUGAAAAACUACGAUGAAAUCGAUGGGGCCUCUUCAACUCCUGAUUUUAACGAGUGUCUUGUUUCUUCUGUGUGCACACGAGGAAUAAACUAUCGUGGGCGAAAACGUGGGCUUUUAACGUGUUAUCCUGAUACCGAUUUGGCAAUUGCUAAAAAAUUAAUGGAAGCAAAAGGAAUAAAACAACUGCCGGUGGUACAACGGGCUGUCGAUUUUCAAGAGGAAAGAAAACGUAGGAUUGUUGGUAUUCUUUAUUACCAUUCAAUCUGGAACUGUCUCAGAGAGGAGUUGCAUAACAGGGGGCAAGAGUAUCAACCAAGGUCAGAGGACCAUACCGAAGAGAAGAUUUCCAAUGGCCAUUAAUUUGUAUUAUUUGCCACGUUGGACAUUUCAAGUAUCGGUCACCAACCUGGCAGACCAUACAAUAGCAGAAAUUUUGAAAAUUAGUCAUCAAAAUGAUAAAGGGUAUCCUGAAUACGUAAGACUCACGUGUUCUCAAAUCAAGAUGUUACAAUAUUAUACGUGUAAUAUGUCGAUACAAUUUUUUUAGUCAUAGUCAUAGGAUCAUCGGGAAAAUGUAGCGAAUAAAGCCUAAUUUAGUACGGUUUGUUCAUGUUUCUCUUUUUGUUCGGUCCUUGAUGGAUACAGUCAUCGGUUUUAGUUGUAUAAUAUAUCAAACAACGGGUGUUAAAUGAGUUGUCAAGACACAUGAAUCUGAAUGAGGCAUGAGUUUUAGCGUGUU